CAUCUUUUUUUUGUUAAAUCUCACUUUUUUUUUUUUUCUGCAAAAAUCAAAUCUUUUUUCCUCACAAAUCCUCUGUUCAUUUUCAAGAAUCGUGUUUACUCCUCCUCCUUCCCAAGCUCUUCUUUUUGAUAUUUCGAAUAUCUUUUUUUUUUUUUUUUUUACAAGAAAUGAACAGUCGGAGCUUGCUUUCAGUUUGAUCCCAGAAUUUCUUGUUUUCCGUCAGUUGAAGGUUGUUAAUCGACGACGUUGGUUCUUGCUAACUUCUUGCAAAUGGGUUUUAUAUUUUGAGGUCUACUCAUUUGUUUUUUUCUUCUCUCUAUUUCAUCUCUGUUCAUUUAAUUAUUUCAAGAAAUCCUGUGGGAUAGUUUGCUUGCAAGAAGAAAAUGAUGGGGUGUUGAACAAAGUUGAUAGCAACUUUUGUUUUCUUUUCCUUGGAGUUUGAAGUAUGGAAGGUGCUAAUACUUUGAGUAGCAGUGGAGUAACAGUGGUGGGAUCAGAUGCUCCCUCAGAUUACCAUGUGGCUCCAAGGACCACCACGGAUAACCCGACUCAGGUGACUGGAUCAGCGCCACCAACUGUGACUGUGACUCCUGCAGCAGCUUCCGUUGCUCCUCCAUCGGCCGCCGCUGCCGGAUUGGGCGGCGCCACCACCUUGAAGAAGAAGAGGGGCAGACCUAGAAAGUACGGUCCUGAUGGCUCGGUGGCUAUGGCCCUCUCGCCUAAGCCUCUUUCCUCCUCCGCCCCUCCUCCGGUUAUCGACUUCUCCGCCGUGGAGAAGCGCGGAAAAGUCCGGCCGGUCGGCGCAGCUGUCAAGCUUCAACAAUCCAGAAUGGAAACCGAGAGUUUGGGUGAAUGGGUUUCAUGUUCUGUUGGUGCUAAUUUUACACCUCAUAUAAUCACCGUCAACGCUGGCGAGGAUGUGACAAUGAAGGUUAUAUCUUUCUCUCAGCAAGGUCCUCGGGCAAUAUGCAUUCUCUCAGCUAACGGCGUAAUUUCAAGUGUAACUCUUCGUCAGCCUGAUUCUUCUGGUGGGACAUUGACAUAUGAGGGUCGCUUUGAGAUACUGUCACUCACUGGAUCAUUCAUGCCUUCCGAGACUGGAGGAAUGAGAAACAGAUCUGGUGGUAUGAGCGUUUCUUUGGCUAGCCCUGACGGGCGUGUUGUUGGAGGUGGAGUUGCCGGCUUACUAGUAGCUGCCAGUCCGGUGCAGAUUGUGGUGGGAAGUUUUCUCGCUGGCAACCAGCUCGAGCAGAAGACGAAGAAACACAAGCCCGAGUCCAUGUCUAUUAUACCUACUGCUGCUAUCCCCAUAUCCAGCGCAGGAAUGGAAGAUACGUAUCAUACUUCCCCGUCGUUUCGAGGAGAUAGCUGGUCGUCAAUGCCCUCGGACUCAAGAAGUAAGCCCACAGACAUAAACGUAACUUUACCCGGGUAGAAAGCCUAGACUCCAGAUUGUUCGAACACAGUUCUUACUGACAACAUUGGCAUCAGAACGAGUUUCACUUCUUCAACGUUCGCCUGCAAAGCCAGGACCAGGAUGCACACCAGCUGCAGGCGAGGUUUGUCAAGUUACUUAGUGCAUUAGGUCGGCCAUUUCUUUCAUCCUGCUUUCUGUCGUAGAACGAUUUAGAUUUGUAAAUUUACUCUUUAAUUUGAACUUAUGUAUUGGUACUCUUUGUCUAGCGUUGCUCUAGAAUCCGUUUUUUCACUCGGCCCUUGUCUUUCGUUUUCUUGAUGAUUGUUGGAGGAAAAAAGAGAUGAUUGUUGGAGCAGUGAUUGAUUGCUGUUAAAA
This is a messenger RNA of Sesamum indicum (sesame), 1792 nucleotides long. RefSeq names its product AT-hook motif nuclear-localized protein 1. Gene Ontology annotation, molecular function: minor groove of adenine-thymine-rich DNA binding. NCBI's taxonomy places the organism in Eukaryota, Viridiplantae, Streptophyta, Magnoliopsida, Lamiales, Pedaliaceae. The record is from RefSeq and is a predicted model, not a curated record.